AUGGAACUAUGUUUGCCGCGCGGGAACACUUUUGUCCAGAAGCUCCUCUUCGCAAUUUUGGUGCAUCAAUCCAUGCUCCUGCUUGAAGCUUCCGAUGCUGAAGCCUUGUCAGGCUUUCAGUGGCAUUUGCGUCCUCAUCAUCAAGCCACAGACUUUCAACCUUUGUUGCGCAAACUCCGCGCAGGUUUUGAUUCUCUGAGUAUGCAACAUGUGUGCCCUUUAUUUGACAAAGUUCCUGCAUGUGUGAUAGACGGUAAAUGGUCCAUCCAGACACCUGUGUGCAACGAUCGUACCUCUGGACUCGUAUGGGAUCCCCAGCUUUGCCUCGGCUAUUUUGGCGGCUGCUGUUCUCGGCCAGCGCCUGGAUCCAAAUAUUGCCGAUUGCAUGGUGAAUGUCCAAUAGCGCCAGAAGAUUCUGGCAUCCAAAAGCACCGGGAGAAGCAAACCCAUGACAGUCUUUCCUUGCAGUACCUCUUUCAAGGUGCUUGGGUUGAUGCUGCUGCAGUACCUGUGGAGAAUCUGCGCGCAUAUGAGCUGACCUUGCUGCGACCAAGAGCGCGCGAAACUUUGAUCGAUGAGCCUGACAGUUGCCGUCACAAGGACGACCGCAAAGGCAUCUCUGAGACCCAUGUCGCCCGCAAGUCCAACGGCAUCUUGGUGGCCGUAUCGCCCUGCCUGCAAAUUAUGGCCAUCCGUCCUAUGUAUGCGUCAGAGUCUGUGACCCAAGUCGUGUUGUUGGUGCAACAUUUGCUCACCCUGUUCACUGCCUUGGCCUUUAUCAUCUACGACAAUGCUUGUGGAGCUGCGCGCACCGUGCGCAAGCGCGUGCGGGAUGGGGGACUACCUGUCGCAGUCCAGCAAGCUUGGCAACGCUUAGCCGCUUUGAACUGGGUGGUUGACAGGCUGCACCUGCGAUACCAUUCUGCUUGCCGGCAACCAUCCAGCCCUUGGUUUGUUCCUGCUGUUGAUCCAGCUGCGCAUCCUGACCUCCAUGGCAUUGACACUGAGGCUGCUGAGCAAGUCUUUCAUAUUGCUAGCCGCUGGCAGAUUGUCCUUUCUUAUGCUGCGCCUACGCACCAAGAACUUUUUCUGUUGCUCUUUGCUCGUGAGCACAAUGUGCGGCACAGUUGUGCGAAGGCUUGGACCACAUACUGCCAGGCCCAGCUUCGUCCAUCCGCUGCACCCCUGCUAGCUGCAAGCUCCAGUGGUGCUCACGGAGACGGCGCCUGCAGCGUGCCAAAACCAGUCAAAAAAAGAAAGCGCCAACCCACCGUCCAUUGUCAAGAGGAACCAGCUGCAAGUACGGAGACUUUAGCGCAGCCGUCCGAGAAACAGAAAAGUGACGCGGAAUUGCAACUCACCUCCGCUUCUCCCGAUGACCAAGUGGUCGUGAACCACAAUAGCUCCACAGUGCAUGCAAUCUCCGACAUCAGCACUGUGGAGACACGCUGCGGUUGGCGCUUUGACGCCACGGGGCAGAGGCCGCAGCGAGCCAAAGUGCUCAAGGAUGCGACGUUGUUUUGCUGCGGCUCUUGUUUCGCUGCACGAGUUCCUUUCCUGCGGCCUCGACCAUGA
Molecule: messenger RNA, 1575 nt
Organism: Cladocopium goreaui
Lineage: Eukaryota; Dinophyceae; Suessiales; Symbiodiniaceae
Source: the annotation of a GenBank genome assembly